Molecule: messenger RNA, 2286 nt
Organism: Benincasa hispida (wax gourd)
Lineage: Eukaryota; Viridiplantae; Streptophyta; Magnoliopsida; Cucurbitales; Cucurbitaceae
Source: RefSeq, a predicted model, not a curated record
GAUAAAAAAAAAUUAAUACUUAAAAAAAAAUGGUUAAAGCUCUGUAACACGCCGACGACCACCAUAUAGAGAGCUUCACAUUUUCGACUUUUCUUUGGUUGCAGACUAACCUCCGAUCGUCCCCGUCUUCUCUCUUUCUCGAUUCAGUUUGAGGUUUAUUAACAGCGAGGGAGAGAGAAUGUCAGGUGGGGGUACACAGAACAGCUUUAGAAAAGCACUGGGAGCCCUGAAGGAUACUACCACAGUUUCAUUAGCUAAAGUUAACAGUGAUUAUAAGGAGUUAGACAUUGCUAUAGUUAAGUCAACAAAUCACGUUGAACGUCCUGCUAAGGAAAAACAUAUCCGAGCUAUAUUCGCAGCCAUUUCAGCUACGAGGCCUAGAGCUGAUGUUGCAUAUUGCAUUCAUGCUCUGGCAAGAAGAUUAUCUAAGACACAUAAUUGGGCAGUUGCAUUAAAAACUUUGGUUGUUAUCCAUCGUGCUUUGAGGGAAGUGGACCCCACAUUUCAUGAAGAACUCAUUAACUAUGGCAGGAGAAGAAACCACAUGCUUAAUUUAUCGCAUUUUAAAGAUGAUUCCAGUGCUAAUGCAUGGGAUUAUUCUGCUUGGGUACGUUCAUAUGCCUUGUUUUUGGAGGAGAGGUUGGAAUGUUUCCGUGUGCUGAAGUAUGAUGUUGAGACAGAUCGUGCGAGAACCAAAGAUCUAGGCACUGCUGAGUUGCUUGAGCAGUUGCCAGCAUUACAAGAGCUUCUGUAUCGGGUACUUGGUUGUCAGCCACAAGGAGCCGCAGUUCAUAACUUUGUAAUUCAGCUGGCCCUUUCAUUGGUUGUUUCUGAAAGCGUCAAAAUUUAUCAGGCCAUCAGUGAUGGUACAGUCAAUUUAGUUGACAAGUUUUUUGAGAUGCAACGCCAAGAUGCAAUGAAAGCCCUGGAUAUUUACAGGAGGGCUGGCCAGCAGGCAGAGAGGCUUUCCGAAUUCUAUGAAGUUUGUAAAAGUCUUGAUAUUGCGCGUGGUGAGAAGUUUAUAAAGAUUGAACAGCCCCCUGCAUCAUUUUUACAAGCCAUGGAAGAAUAUGUAAGAGAAGCUCCACGGGUUUCAACAGUUCGUAAGGAACAGCAGGUUGCUGAUAAUAAACUGGCUGCCCCUAAAGAAGUUUUGGCUAUCGAGUACAAGAAGGAACCAGCAGUGCAAGUGGAACAAACAGUGGCACCUCCACCAGCCCCGUCUCCCCCACCACCUGAACCAGUUAAAGUAGAACCAGUCGUGACUGAACAACCUGACUUGUUGGGUUUGAACGAUCCUGUACCCGAGACUACUUCCAAUUUAGAUGAGAAGAAUUCUCUGGCGUUGGCUAUUGUCCCAGUUGCCGAUCAAAAGACCACCACUGCUCCAAGCCAAGUUAAUGGUACUGCAACUACAGGCUGGGAAUUGGCACUCGUUAUGGCACCAAGCUCAAACGAAAAUGUAGCUGCUACAAGCAAAUUGGCCGGAGGGUUGGACUUGCUUACAUUAGACAGCUUAUAUGAUGAUGCAAUCAGAAGAAACAAUCAGAACGUGAGUUACAAUCCAUGGGAGCCAGUCCCAGUGCAUGGUGCCAUGAUGCAACAACAGCCAAUCCACGAUCCCUUUUUUGCCUCGACUGCGGUGGCUGCACCUCAUUCAGUACAAAUGGCAGCUAUGGCCAACCAGCAGCAAGCUUUCAUGUUUCAGCAGCAGCAGCAGCAGAUGAUGAUGACGACCCCUCCACCACAACAGUCAAAUCCUUUUGGAAAUCCUCAUGGGACCAACGCCUACCACUACGGUCCGGGUAUGCCCGUUCAUACUUCCAAUCCAUAUGGUCUCAUUUAACAUCAUUCAAAGAGUUUACUCUGAUAGGAAUGUUAAUGAUCAAUCAUUCUUGGAUUGGGGACUGCUAAAUAUCAAGUAUACAGAUGUACAAUAUGUUGUGUAUGUGCAGUAGUUUAAGUUUAGCUUAGCUAGGAUGAGAUUCUUUUGAUAAUAACUAGUGAGACAGGGCUUUGAUUGAUUAUUUGUGUCAUGAGAGAUGGUAAUAAUGUUUUAGAUACUUGGCAAAAUUGUUAGCAACCUGCUUCACUAUUGUGAAGGAUUAAGCAGGAAAUUUUAAGAUUUUUUUUUUUGCUUUUUGUUUUGUUUUGUUUUUUUUUUUUUUUUGCUUUUGUCUUUUUCCCCUCUCUUUAAGUAGGCUGUUCCUUCUUUCUUAUUCAUGUAGGACUCUGUAAAAUCAAUAUGUAGCAAAUUUAUUUAAAACCUACGUUGUUAUUUAUCCU